AUUCGGCCGUGUGUUGUCCGACACGAGUGCUGUUACCCCCCACGGAUUACUUCCCGUAGCGUUCUUGCUGUGUCCAAGUUUGACCAACAACCACCAAGGCCAGUAACAGAAACUCAGGUGCCCUUUGGACUCUCACUAGCCAUCAAGAUAAGGCACACUUUGUUGCUUUGUGGUUCCCUUUCUUUCAUAGUUCCAGAGGUUAAUUAGACAAUGUCGGAAGUGCAUAGUUUCUGCCAGCCAGGUGGAUUUAGCACUGCUUCCGAUCUUAGUGGUCUCAGUGGUCUUCGACCUUCCUUUAGGGUGUGGGCCCUUCAUUCCUACCAUGUGUGGGGAAUUGCGAACAGAACGCACAUUCAGGCCCUUGCCUGUGUCAUGGGCAUGUUUUCUACAAUUACAAUAUAUCCGAAAUUGAACAGUUGCUCGCCGUUCUUUUUCUCUUCGGCCGCUGCCCAUCGCGCCUCCGCGGCUCCGAGCGUCUGUGGGCUCCUUGGGGUUCGUCCCAGGGUGGCCACGCCCAAAUGACCAACUAUGUGCGUUUUCCGAACGUGUCCUUUGAGCCAGUCGAAUUGCAGGUUGGGUUGGGCGAGGUCUUCCGGAGCGUGACCCCGAGCUUCCUGCGGAAAGAGGAGGAUGAAGAUGAGUUCUUGACCUCCUGCUGCCCGCACAUCACUUGGCGGCAACGUGUGACAGGCUGGCUCUCGUGCUUCUGCCUGGGCUUGAUACUUCAGGCCUCUAGCUUUGGCUCCCUGACACGAGCCUUGUUUGGUCAUCCAGGGAGAUUCGCCUUCACCUAUACUCUUGGGAACAUCGUGGCGCUUCUGGGUACCUUCUUCUUGGCGGGGCCUCGAAAGCAGUUGCGGAAGAUGUCCGACAAGAAUCGGGCCCAUGCUUCAGGGAUCUUCGUGAGCGCCAUGCUGAUGACUUUGGUGGCCGUUGAGGCACCACGAUUCCAUGGCCGCGCUCUGCUCAUCUUGGCGCUGGUGAUUCUGCAGUGGAUGUCCUUGGUGUGGUACACGCUGUCUUACAUCCCUUAUGGGCAGAAGAUGGCGUGGAGGUUGCUCACGAAGUGUUGCAGCUGGUGCUGCACAUUCUGAUGCUUCCGGCCUCAGCAUGCUUGUCUAAUCCCUAAGGCGUCGAAUCGAAAAGUACCGAAAAAAGCUUUGCAGACCAUAGCAGACCCCGAAUCGAAUUGAUUUGUGGCGAUUGGAAGUCAGGCACAGUUGGCCUUUUGCCUUUGCUUUUUGUCGAUGUUGCAAGCUGCUAAGUUUCAAAGUUCGUUUCCUGGCUCAGUUGAAACGCGACACAUGCGCAGUUUCACGCCGCAGCAGGUGUCCAAAAUGGGACGGCUUAGUGUUAAACGGCUCCGCGGCCAUCGACCAAAGGGCUGUCUGCCGUGUCCCCGCGCUUCGCCAGUGUACCGAGCAGCAGCUUCGGGUUGCUUCGGGAUGCUCGGGUAGAAAUCAAGAGAUGAUGCCUCAACAUGGGCAAGGGGAAACCACCCAGCAAGUGGCGUUGUGUGUUCGCUUGGAGCACAAAAAAGGACAUGAACA
Messenger RNA from Durusdinium trenchii, 1550 nucleotides. Lineage: Eukaryota; Dinophyceae; Suessiales; Symbiodiniaceae. The record is from the annotation of a GenBank genome assembly.